AUGAUCAAAAUCGAGCGAGGGCUUGAUGAUUCGCUAUCUAACCUCGAUCAAUUUGUUAGCGGCUUCGACAAAAACCGAGAUCAACCAAAAAUCAGUUCGCGUCUGGAUCGGUUGGAAACUUUAUUUAGCGAAUUUCGGACGAAUCGAGCUAAAAUAGAAUCGCGUCAAGAGCAGGACUUGAAUUUAAAGAGCGAUACAUCCGACCCAAAAGGGAAACAGGUGAAACUGGACGUCGAUGCUGCGAAUAAAUCCAACCGUUUGAGUUUUGAGAAUAGAUAUUUCGACUUAAAAGACUUUCUGCUUUCUCACCCAGCCAAACCGACUGCUGUAGCUGCUCCCUCUCCCGUAUCCGUGCCCUGCCAACCGUUAGCAUCUCGAAUCCACCUCCCAGUUUUCAAAAUCCCUUCUUUUGAUGGCAGUGUGAAGGAUUGGCUUAGUUUUCGUGAUGCUUUCCAGAGCAUGAUCGAUAAGGAACCGUCGCUAACCGCUUUCGACAAGUUUAAUUAUCUGUUAACCGUGCUAACUAAAGAUGCCAGGACGUUAGUAGAAUCGAUAGAGGUAACCGCCGCGAAUUACGAAGUGGCUUGGUCGAUGCUGCAGGAGCGGUUUGACAACAAAAAGAUAAUCGCCCGCACAUUGAUUGACGGUUUUCUGGAAGCGGAACCGAAGAGAAAAGAGUCUUUCGACGCCUUAGUUCACCUCAUCGACUCUUUUGAACGCAAUUUACUUCAGUUAAAAAAGUUUGGUUUGCAACCUGAAGAAUGGUCUCAUCUUCUCGCUCAUUUGUUAUACAGACGACUUGACUCAGACACUCAGCGACAUUGGGAACGCACACACAAGAGCCGUGAGGUGCCGAGGUAUGAAGAGUUGUUAAAAUUUUUACGUGAACAUCUCGCUACCCUUCAACCACUUUCCGAAUCGAAACAGCGCAAUCGCGAUCAUCGUCAUGAAACGGUGAAACCUCCGUCGAGACCGAGAAUUGAAUCAACUCUUACAACAACUGCAGUAACAAAUAAGCCGUGCCCUUUCUGCCAAAAACCGUCCCAUUCUCCCUUUAAAUGCGAUUCCUUUCAAAAAUUGAAUCCCAACCAAAGGCUUGAAACAGUUAAGCGAAUGAGUCUUUGCAUAAAUUGCCUCUCCUCUUCCCACAUGGUACGGGCGUGUUCUAGCUCAGCAUGUCGCGUGUGUGGUAACAAGCAUCACACCAUGCUACACAUUCGACCGUCGAAUAAUUCUCAAGCUCAAAGGCAUGAGUCAAACCAGACGCAGACAACCGUUACACCCCCGAAUCGUGCCAAUGACGCUACAAACUAUAUCGAGUCUCCACCACAAUCGCAAACUUUCGCUACGUCGCAAAUGUUGUUGAAGCCUAUGCAACCCGAAUUAUCCCCAAGUCGCAGCGCUGUAUUUCUUUCGACGGCAGUUGUUAAAUUGGCAGACUACAAGGGAAACACUCUUUUGGCUCGAAUUCUCUUAGAUUGCUGUUCAGAACGCAAUUUGAUAAGUGAACAACUCGCUCAAAAAUUGAUGCUUCGUAGACAGGACGAUCCACUUUCGUUUCAAGGUGUUAGUUCAACUCCUGCCAAAUCCAAACAGUCUGCAAUGGUUAAGGUGUUAUCUCGCUGCUCUGAUUAUUGUACUGAUUUACGAUUCCACAUCCUUCCUGAAUUUAAACCAAUCAUCCCAUCGAACCAUGUUCCAGUCUCGACCUGGAAAAUACCAUCAUCUCUGUGCUUAGCCGAUCCGCACUUUUAUGAGCCACAUCAAAUUGAUGCAAUCAUUGGAGCUGAGGUGUAUUACCAUUUAUUGUUAGGCGGUUUUGUGACACUAGGAGUGAGUAUGCCGAUUCUGAAAGAGACCGUUUUUGGCUGGAUUGUGUCGGGAAAAUGUGAUACCACUCCGGAUCAGCAAACCGCGUUGACAAUGGUUUGCAGCAACGCCGAACUCGAACACCAACUUACUCGCUUUUGGGAGCUCGAUACUUGCCAUUCUGAAAAUGCUCUUUCGAUAGAGGAACGUUUAUGUGAAGCGCAUUUCUCUAACACAACCUUUCGUGAUUCCUCUGGACGUUUUGUUGUUUCACUCCCGAAAAAGGAAACAAUUCUCGCUCAGCUCGGUGACUCGUUUGCAAUAGCACUCCGCCGAUACUUGUCUUUGGAACGUCGUUUGCAAGCAAAACCAUUGCUGAAAGAGGCAUAUGCAUCAUUUAUCAGGGAGUAUGAACUGCUUGGACAUAUGUCGCCUGUAGAUCCAACCAAGGAUAGUCUUCUCCAAACCAAUCCAUACUACAUGCCCCACCACUGUAUUGAAAGGCCAGACAGUGCAACCACGAAACUUCGAGUGGUUUUCGACGCAUCUUGCGCUACUGACACAGGAUUAUCACUAAAUGAUGCUCUAAUGGUUGGUCACAACGAACAAGACGAUCUAUACAGCAUCAUUCUUCGCUUUCGUCGUCAUCGGUAUGCCGUCGUAGCCGAUUUAGAAAAAAUGUACCGGCAGGUGUUAGUACAUCCUUCAGACCGCCACCUGCAACGUAUCCUCUGGCGUGAUUCUCCGACCGACCCCAUUCAGUGUUACGAACUUUUAACCGUUACAUACGGCACCGCGUCAGCGCCAUUUCUGGCAACGCGUUGUCUGCAACAGUUAGCAACAGAAGGGAAAUCGACCCACUCAAGGGCUGCUAAAGCUUUGUUGAAGAAUUUCUAUAUAAACGUUUUAUUUGGUGGUACCGAUACAGAGGAAGAAGGAACGGAGCUUUGCAGUCAACUUAUUUCACUUCUGCAAUCGGCAGGAUUCAACUUGCACAAAUGGGCUUCCAAUAACCCAAACAUAAUUAAAAAUAUUCCUGCUGAGCUCCGAGAAAACCGCGACGCAUUAGAAAUUGAUUCUUCGUCAUCUCCAGUAAAAACCCUUGGUCUUUUGUGGCAACCGUUUGAAGAUGUCUUUCGUUUUAAGGUACCGGAGUGGCCGGAAAGGAGCGCAAUCACAAAGCGCUCAGUACUGUCGGAUGCUGCCAGAUUGUUCGACCCGUUAGGGUUGUUGGGCCCAACUGUAUUGAUAUCGAAACUUUUUAUGCAACGAUUAUGGGCUUUGAAACUUGCGUGGGAUGUUCCACUGGAUGAACCCUUACAAAGGUCCUGGAAAGAGUUCUGCGAGGACCUAGAGAUUCUACGUACUUUUUCCGUACCACGAUGGGCAGCUCCUUGUAUGAGUGAAACAAACUUAGAACUACAUGGGUUCUGUGACGCAUCGGAACGCGCAUACGGUGCGUGUCUCUUCUCACGUACAGUAACUGCCACCGGAACGAUUACCGUACACCUCCUGACCGCUAAAUCAAAAGUAGCUCCUUGA
This is a messenger RNA of Wyeomyia smithii (pitcher-plant mosquito), 3351 nucleotides long. RefSeq lists its product as uncharacterized. The coding region runs from base 1 to 3351 and encodes 1116 amino acids. The transcript has a single exon. Lineage: Eukaryota; Metazoa; Arthropoda; Insecta; Diptera; Culicidae. The record is from RefSeq and is a predicted model, not a curated record.